UAAAUAUUUUAUACUGCUAUCUGACAAAUGGCGAACCGUACAGUCAAAGACGCUCAUUCCAUUAAAGGAACAAACCCUCAAUAUUUAGUGGAAAAGAUCAUUAGGACUAGGAUAUAUGAAUGCAGAUACUGGAAGGAAGAAUGUUUUGCUCUUACCGCUGCCUUGAUGGUGGACAAAGCCAUGGAACUGAAGUAUGUAGGAGGAGUGUUUGGCGGUAACAUAAAGCCUGUUCCAUUUCUCUGUUUGCUGCUAAAGAUGCUUCAGAUUCAGCCAGAGAAAGACAUUGUGGUUGAGUUCAUUAAGAAUGAAGAUUUUAAAUAUGUCAGAGCUCUGGGUGCAUUGUAUAUGAGGUUGACAGGAACAUCAGUGGAUUGUUAUAAAUAUUUAGAGCCACUUUAUUAUGACUACAGAAAGUUGAAAGUUAUUGAUAGAAAUGGAGUAUUUAGCAUCAUUUACAUGGAUGAGUUCAUUGACAAUCUUUUGCGUGAGGAAAGAGUUUGUGACAUCAUUUUGCCAAGAAUACAGAAACGUAAUGUUCUAGAAGAGACCAAUGUCCUGGAGACGAGGGUCAGUGCCAUAGAAGAAGAUAUUGAUGAUGUGGAGUCUGAAGAAGAAGAAGAAAUUACAAAGGAUGUCAAAAAGAUUGUUCCUCCUCCACCGGUGAAAGAAAAUAAACCUCCAAGACAGUCUUCACCUCAUAGGCGACGGAUUAGCCCACGCAGGAGAGAUAAUAGGGAAAAUCAUCGUCAUCGUAGCCCUAUCAAACGUAGGUCAAGAUCACGAGAGCGUGUGGAUAAGCGUCACAGAUCUCCACCAGAUCUUAAACACAGAGAAGAUCUUCGCUAUAAGGGCAUCAAUAAAAAGGCACGCUACGAAAGAGAGGAUGACAGACAUCGCAGGCGCCACAUCGACAGAUCAUACAAGGAGAAAGACAGGGAGCACAGAGUGCACAGGGAAAGCAAGCGAGAUGGAGGCAGGGAGGACAAGAGGGAGGGAGGCAGGGAGGAUAGAAGAGAAGGCGCCAGGGAGGACAGGAGGAACAGUGGACGAGACAGCAGGAGGGAAGGUGGGCGAGAUGAAAAAAGGGAAAGUGGGCGUGAUAGAGACGACAAAGGCAGGAAGAACACAAGUAAGGCGGAUCAGGAAACAAAAGAUGCUAAUGCGCUGCGUGCCAAAUUGGGUCUUGCCCCUCUCCGACCUUAAGUACACAAUAACUGACAUUAUCUCUUGUACAUAAUGUACAAACUUUUAAUUUGUUUUGUUGCUUAUCAAUGAAAACUUGUAAUAAAGUUUUUGAUUUUUUUUAAAUGUCAUAGAAAUCACA
Biomphalaria glabrata is the source of this 1324-nucleotide messenger RNA. Its product is annotated as pre-mRNA-splicing factor 38A-like. NCBI's taxonomy places the organism in Eukaryota, Metazoa, Mollusca, Gastropoda, Planorbidae. The transcript has 8 exons. Gene Ontology annotation, cellular component: precatalytic spliceosome. The record is from RefSeq and is a predicted model, not a curated record. The coding region runs from base 28 to 1203 and encodes 391 amino acids.